AAAUCAGUAUACACAAGAUAUUAAUGAAAAUCAAUCACGUUUAAGUACAUUAUUACAUAAAUGUGAACAAUAUAAAGAUGAUUUACAAAAAUCGGAAAAUCAACGAUCAGAAAUGCAAAUGAAAUUUGAUACAUUUGAAGAACAAUUAAAAAAUGAUAAAUCGACUAAAAAACAAUUACAAACAAAUUUAAAUACACUUGAAGAAGAAUUAGCUGAACUUAAAAUCACUUGUGCAAAUUUAGAAAAGGCAAACAAUGAACGAAAAUUAAAAUAUGAAAAUGAACGUAAACGAUGGCAAGAUGAUGUAGAUGAACAAAAAACAACCUAUGAAAGCGAAUUAGAUGAAUUACGAGCGAAAUUACGUAAACAACGAACAAAUGAUAGUUUAACAAGUAAUCAAGAAAUAAGUCGAAUUGAACAAGAUUUAGAACGAGAAUGGCAAGAAAAACUUGAUCGACAACAAACACAAAAUGAACGUUUAUUAGCAUUAAAAGGAAAAGAAUUCGAACAAUUGAAAACGUUAUUUGAUGAAAAUGAAAAUAAAUUAACACAAGCAAAUGAAGAGUUAAAUGAAUCAAAACAACAAAUCGAAGCUUACGAAGAACGAUUUGAAAAACUUCAAGAACGACUUGUAUUAAUGAAAGAAAAAAUCAUUGAAAUGAAUGAUGAACAACCACAAUUAAUCAAUGAACAAGUUAAACGUGCUAUUAAUAUUAUUUUUCAACGUUUAAAAACUCGUAUUCGUCCAACAAAACAAUAUAGUGGUGAAGAAUUUCUUUCUCGUUCACUUGAAAUCAUUAAAAAAGCAACAUUAAAAGUCAUAUCAAAUGAUGAUAAUGAUAACGAUAAUGAACCAUCAUCCGAUGAUAUUGAAUCCGAUGUUGAAAAUGAUCAAGUUCAAACAACAGAUAAUAUUGAAAAAAAUGAUCAACCAUCAAAUGGUAAUUCAGUUGAUCAAGUUACAUUAAAUGAAGAAAUUACAUCAGUAACAAUAAAUGAAAAUGAAAAUAUUCAAUCAAUAGAAUCUGAUACAACAUCAGGAAAUAGUCAAAAAAAUGGGUGGGAUACGGUUGAUGAUUUUCAACAAGAAGAAAAACCACAAUCGGAAGAAACACUUGAACAAAGUCAAAUGGUUUUAGUAUCAGAAGAUACAACUUCAUCAGUCAAUGACACGGAAACAACGUCACCAUUAGAUUCUACUAUUGAGAAUAAUGAAGCAACUUCACCAUUGAAAACUGUCGAACAAGAACAUGAUAGUGAUGGUAGUGCUGAUACAGUUGAACAAAAUGAUAAAGAAUCACCACCAGAAAUAGAAAUACCCGAAGAAAAACCUUCAAGUGAUAAUGAAGAAGAUGAUGAUGACGAAUUAUUUCAAUCAGCUCGUCCAUCUGUUCAAGACAUUCCUGCACUAGCAACCAAUACCCAAACAACUGCAGCUCCAAGAUAUAAAUUCAAUGAAAACAUUCCAUUAAUGACAAAUCCAGAUGAUUCAGAUGACGAAAUGUUUAAAUAA
Molecule: messenger RNA, 1513 nt
Organism: Adineta steineri
Lineage: Eukaryota; Metazoa; Rotifera; Eurotatoria; Adinetida; Adinetidae
Source: the annotation of a GenBank genome assembly